Molecule: messenger RNA, 2329 nt
Organism: Erigeron canadensis
Lineage: Eukaryota; Viridiplantae; Streptophyta; Magnoliopsida; Asterales; Asteraceae
Product: ceramide kinase-like
Exons: 12
Coding region: 282-2066 (594 amino acids)
Molecular function (GO): kinase activity
Source: RefSeq, a predicted model, not a curated record
AAACAUUUUAGCCACCACCCCAAAGGCCCAAAGAAAUAAAAAACAUAAAAAUCUUGAUAUCGUUUCGCAUCAAAACAUUAAAUCUUUUGAUCCACAACAAGCUAUACCUCUCUUUAUAUAAUCCCUAAAUCAAAUAAUCAAAAUCAAGACAACCCCAUUAAUAAAAAUCCAAACUUUAUCCAUUUUGACUAUUGAAAUCCUGAAAAAAACUUGAUUAAAAUCUUUCCUUUUUUAGAAAGUUUGAAGCUUUUAUGUGAUAUAUUUUUUGGGGUUUAUGAAAUAUGGAGAGAGACACAGAUUUUAUAAGAGGGGAUGAUGAUGGUGGUGGUGGUGAGAAAAAGUCAAUAUUGACUUCAAGUUUUUUCAUGGGUCAAGUUGGGGAGGUCAAUCUUGGGCUAAAAUCAGAUGGACUGUAUUGGGAAUUGAUUGAAUCAUUUUCAGAUGUAAAUGAGGAAAGCACAAGUUGUUUUGGGAUAUGGAGUGCUUCCAAAACUGAUACUUACAUAAGAAUUUCUGAUGUAUAUGAUAUCGAGUUCAUUGAUUGGGGUUUGGUACAUGAAACUCGUAAAGCAAACCCAGGCUGCUUGGUGGGACAUUUAACUGAGAUGUACCGGUUCAGAGUACACGGUGUCCAGAGGUCGAAGGCUCAACCUUGUCUUUGGACUCCAGUUGCUUACACUUUCGGUCAUGACGAUAAGCAAACAUGUCAGUUGUGGGUUAAUCAACUAAAAACAUGUCUUGGCAUGGAAAUUGAUAGGCCAAAGAGUCUUUUGGUUUUUGUUAAUCCGAGGAGUGGAAAAAGAAAUGGACGUCGAAUAUGGGAAAAUGUGUAUCCUCUGUUUUCUCAAGCCAAAGUGAAAACAAAGGUUAUUGUGACAGAGAGGGCUGGACAUGCUUGUGAUGCAAUGACAUCUAUUACAAGUAGGGAGCUUAAUUCAUAUGACGGGGUUGUUGCUGUUGGAGGUGAUGGCCUUUUCAACGAGAUCCUAAAUGGUCUUUUGUUGUCUAGACAUAAAGCUCCAUACCCACCCAUGCCUCCAGAUAAUGGUCAAACGGUUAAUAUCCAUAAUGACAUAGAGGAACUUGGUCCAAUCGUCACUAUGGCUGAACCAUUGGUUUCUGGUGAGGAUGAGUCACCUCUUCUGAGUUCGUCACUUGAUGAUACAGAAGUUGCAAAUCCAACAGACCAUGAUUCUGAAAUUUCUUUCCCGAAUGAACGGUUUCGCUUUGGACUUAUCCCUUCUGGUUCCACCGAUGCUAUUGUUAUAUGUACAACAGGCGCUCGUGAUCCUGUGACAUCUGCCUUGCAAAUUAUUCUGGGCGAGAGAUUGCGACUGGAUAUUGCUCAAGUUGUUAGAUGGAAAACAUUACGAACGUCUAAACUCGAGCCCCUUGUACGAUAUACUGCUUCGUUUGCUGGGUAUGGAUUUUACGGAGAUGUGAUCACAGAGAGUGAAAAAUAUCGAUGGAUGGGCCCAAAGCGAUAUGAUUAUGCAGGAACAAAGGUGUUUCUUAAGCACAGAUCAUACGAGGCAGAGGUAACUUAUAUGGAAGUCGAACCUGAGAAAACAAAUAUAGGGGCCAACGGAAGACGAAUAAAGGCAUUUUGGGGCCUGUCAAAGGAUCCUGAAAGAGUGCCAUGUCGAGCCAAGUGCAGCAUAUGUAACUCAAACAUAACAUCUGAUGCACAACAAGAAUCAAAAUUAGUGAGAGUUAAAGGAAGGUUUCUUAGCAUUGGUGCGGCUGUCAUCUCAUGCAGGAAUGAGAAGGCACCCGAUGGUCUGGUUGCUGAUGCACACCUUUCUGAUGGGUUCCUACAUCUCAUUCUGAUCAAAGAUUGCCCUCGUGCUUUCUAUUUAUGGCACCUCACGCAACUUGCACGAAAGGGUGGAACCCCACUAAACUUUGAUUUCGUGGAACAUCAUAAAACUACAGCCUUCACAUUCACUUCAUUUGGCGAGGAAAGCGUGUGGAAUGUUGAUGGUGAGGUUCUUGUUGCACACAAAUUAUCUGCACAAGUCUUUCGUGGGCUUAUUAAUUUGUUUGCUUCUGGCCCCGAAACAUAGUGCUAUUGAAUUGGAAAAUCACAACAUUACCGUUCUUUAUUCAUGCCAAAUUUUGGUAAUCUGUGCUUGUAGAUGCAUGUUUUCUUGGCUAUUUAUGUCUCCAUGUUCAGUUUGGUACAACACUGUAGACUUAAUUAACUACACCAUUAUUGUUAAUCAGUAAUCAGAUUGUGUAAUAGGUACAAUCGUCAUGGAUACAUCUGUCUGACCUGUGAAUCAUCACUAUCUGUAUGAGUUAAAGAAUGCUUUAAUUUUCUCAGUAA